UCUUACGGGUUAGGGUUUUGCAAAUUUGGAGAAGCCCAAUUUCGGAAAAUCUUCGCUAUGCCGUGUAUAAGGAGUCUCCCACGAUUACUUUGCCUGAAGACAUGGUUUUGAUUACUCAUUUUAGUAUUUUUUUUUUAUUUAGCAGAGGAAUUAGAAGAGUAUGGAAGAAGAAUCGCUGGGAGAUAAUGAUGCUAGAGUUAAGGUUUCUAUGUUCGACUACUCGGUUGAGAAUCACUUCAAAGCGGUUGACACAAUUUCGAAGCUCUGUGGAGCGGUAGAGAAUUUCGCUGUUGAAGAAUGUGAAAUUCAAAGGUUAUCUGACUCAGUCACUUUCUUAAGGGAAUGGAGCUAUUACAAUUACAAGCCAAAAAUUAUUAGGUUUGGCUCAGAAUCUCAGGCCUCCAGCAUAUUUUUACCUCAGUUAUCAUCUGCCAACGUUCCUAAGGAAGGACCACAUGAGAAGACCAAGCAUUUAAAGGACAGUAAAGACUUCAUGUUUUAUGUUGGAGGACCUGUUUGGGCUUUAGAUUGGUGCCCUAGAGUUCACAAAAGGUCUGAUUUUCAUGUAAAAAAUGAGUUUAUCGCUGUUUCUGCUCAUCCACCCGACUCUACUCAUCACAAGAUAGGUGCUCGGCUCAUUGGGAGAGGUAUGAUACAGAUAUGGUGUAUUCUGAAUACCGGUGUGUGUGGGGAGGCAAAAGAGGAUAAACCAACCAACAAAAAGAAGCCAAAAGUGGAUAAACCAACUGACACAAAGAAGCCAAGAGGAAGACCUAGAAAGAAACCAGUGAAUGAGGACGUAGAGAACCUAUUAACUCAACCUAAGAGGCCAAGAGGAAGACCACAGAAGUAUCCCAGAGAUGAAUCAGUUGAUAGCAUCAAUUUCAACAAUCAACUUGUUCAAGCUCUUGCUGUUCAAUACCCUGAAGGCACAUCUGAAUUUCUUGCUACAGAGGGAGCAUCUGCGAAUACCCAAGAGGAUUCUGUUAGAGAAAAUAAUGGUAAAAGACAUAAAAGUUCCACCCUAAAUAUGUCAGCUUAUGAUUCAGAUCUCAAAAAUUCCAUGCAAAAGAGAGUGUUGAAGAGGAAAGCAAGGUCAUGUAAAAUUGGUGGUGAUGUGUCUCAUCUACUCUUGACUGAAAAUGAAGACAAAGUAUCUUCUGCUACAGACUAUCAUAUUGAUGAGACAUCUGGAAAGGAUAUUGUGGUCUCUAAUAAUGUUUCUGAUAAUAGUUUCAUGGAUAUCGGCUCAGCUGCUUGUUCCAUUCCAGAUGAUGUUGCUUUGCCAAGAAUUGUGUUAUGCCUAGCUCAUGAUGGCAAAGUUGCUUGGGAUGUGAAAUGGAGACCACUUAAAGAGUCAGAUUUCAGAUGCAUACAUCGGAUGGGCUAUCUAGCUGCUUUGCUACGGAAUGGAUCAUUGCAUGUGUGGGAUGUUCCUCUUCCGCAUGCCAUGAAAUCUAUAUAUUCAUCUUCUUGCAAGGAGGGAAUAGAUCCUUGCUUUGUAAAACUUGAACCUUAUACCGUUGACAGUAGAAUGGUCAACUUCAUCCCUCCAAGAUUACUUGCUUGCUGGAUGCCACGAUGGAACGUACCUUUCCAUACUGGCAUUCUGAUAUCAUCACGUUACUGUCAGGUUGUAUUGUGGAAGUUCUCUGCAGGUGGUUCAACUGGAGAUACAAAACCUUUGCUUUGUUUCAGUGCGGAUACAGUCCCCAUUAGAGCAGUUGCAUGGGCUCCAGUUGGAGGUGAUCGAGAGGGUGCAAAUGUUAUUUUAACUGCUGGACAUGGAGGCAUGAAGUUUUGGGACAUUCGUGACCCUUUUCGUCCCUUGUGGGAAAUUCAUCCAGCACCAAGGUUUAUCUACAGUUUGGACUGGCUACAAGAUCCAAGUUGUGUUAUUUUGUCCCUUGAUGAUGGAACUAUGAGGCUCCUUAGCUUUGUCAAGUCUGCAUAUGAUGUCCCAGUUUAUGGAAGACUUAUCGUUGGGCCUAAACAUCUAGGGCUGCAUACGUAUAAUUGCUCAUCCUUUGCCAUAUGGAGUGUUCAAGUGUCGAGGCUAACUGGCAUGGUUGCAUAUUGCAGUGCAGAUGGUACUGUCAUCUGCUUCCAGCUCACACGUAAAGCAGUGGAAAAGGAUUUUGCACGAAAUCGGGCCCCUAAUUUUGUGUGCGGAUCCCUGUGUGUGGAUGAAUCUGCUCUUGUGGUCUGCUCUUCGUUAGUGGAUACAGCUUUAACCUUGAAGAAGCCAACAAACGAUAAUGCGGAGGCCCCACGAUCCAUGCAGGGUUUCUUAUCACCGUCAAAUCAUCUUAAACGGUGUAAUGAUAAGAAGGCCAAAAGUCCAAUUCUAAAUAAUCACACAUUAGGUCUUUGUUAUGAAGAUGAUCCUGCUACGGAAUGUGGCACUGAUGAAACUUUGGCCUCCUGCGAGAGCAAAACGAUACCAAAAUCCAGGAGUAGUAAGCAAAAUGCAGAGGACGAUCAAGGAUUUGUAUGUGAAGAUGAAGAGCCAGAUAUACAUGGCAAAGAAAACAGAAAUGUGGGAAAAUGUAAUAAAACUGAAGAUUUCCCUUCCAAAACCGUUGCAAUGCAUAGAGUGAGAUGGAAUAUGAACAAGGGCAGUGAGAGAUGGUUGUGCUAUGGAGGAGCAGCAGGCAUUGUACGGUGUCAAGAGAUUAUGACAUCUCAUGCAGCCUGGAGAUGAGAUGACUCUCCAGUGUCAAAUUAUCUUAUGUUUCGUAGUUUGUAAAUUCUUCUCCAGCUUGUUUAUCUUUUUAUUUAGCCGAUCGUAGUCUCCUCAUAUUCUCUCUCAUGGAACUGUGGUAGUAAAUUUUUGAAUAUACAUAUCUAUUUUGCAAUUUGAGUUCAAUAUUGUAGGAUGGUUUGAUCCUUUGUGAUUCCGAAUUAGGUAUUGGAUUUGCCCCCCCUGGAUGAAAUCUGUUGCAUGUUCAGUCCCUGUGGGGAAGAUAAAUUUCAUAGGUCAUGUAAUUUUGUGGUGACAGGGAACUAUUCCAUUCCAACUGUAUACAUUAGUAUCUGAGUAUGUAAAAUGGUAAGAGUUCA
This is a messenger RNA of Tripterygium wilfordii, 3063 nucleotides long. RefSeq lists its product as uncharacterized. Bases 161 to 2704 code for a protein of 847 amino acids. Gene Ontology annotation, molecular function: DNA binding; protein binding. The transcript is spliced from 15 exons. NCBI's taxonomy places the organism in Eukaryota, Viridiplantae, Streptophyta, Magnoliopsida, Celastrales, Celastraceae. The record is from RefSeq and is a predicted model, not a curated record. Gene Ontology annotation, biological process: regulation of DNA-templated transcription; transcription by RNA polymerase III. Gene Ontology annotation, cellular component: transcription factor TFIIIC complex.